AUGUGUCGCGACAGGACGAGCUGCUUCGAAACCUGCAUCGAGGGCGUCGCCCGAUGGCACUGGUGGGUUCGUGGAAGUGUGCGACUGGUACCUAUAAGCUGGUUAGUGGCCUCACCCAAUUCGGGUUGCAACAACGGACCAUGUGGCCUGGAGACGACGGGGUGCAGGCGUAGCGCCGCCGGAUCUGUGCAGGGAAAAGCCAAGCCCGACGACAGUUCUCAGUGGGGUGGAACUUGGCGCGGCAAGGUACAUAGGUAG
Molecule: messenger RNA, 258 nt
Organism: Cordyceps militaris CM01
Lineage: Eukaryota; Fungi; Ascomycota; Sordariomycetes; Hypocreales; Cordycipitaceae
Exons: 2
Coding region: 1-258 (85 amino acids)
Source: RefSeq, a predicted model, not a curated record